AUGCAACGGCACAUCUCCGCGCUACAAGAUCACCGUCCCCAGGCAACCAAGAAUUUACUUCUCAAGGAAGUCCACAGACCUCACGUUCAAUCGUCCAUCCAAAGUCAUCAGACUUCCAAUGGGCCUACCCAAGAUGUCCGGGGCAGUGCUGAGAGACGGCAGUAUUGA
Messenger RNA from Purpureocillium lilacinum, 168 nucleotides. NCBI's taxonomy places the organism in Eukaryota, Fungi, Ascomycota, Sordariomycetes, Hypocreales, Ophiocordycipitaceae. The record is from RefSeq and is a predicted model, not a curated record.